Spodoptera exigua (beet armyworm) is the source of this 4890-nucleotide messenger RNA. NCBI's taxonomy places the organism in Eukaryota, Metazoa, Arthropoda, Insecta, Lepidoptera, Noctuidae. The record is from the annotation of a GenBank genome assembly.
UGGUUGGAACGGUGGUCUCAGCUGGACGUAAACAAACACAAACUGUUUGAUAACAAAAAUGUUGUUGUCGUAAUAUUUAUUUAAUUGAGUGGCUUAUUUUAAUUGCUGGUUUUCUGGUGCUUUUUGGAAUACUGUGUGAAUAAAUAUAUUUAUAAUUGGCAAAACCAGCUAAAUGAAGGAAAUAAUCAAGAAUGAGCCACAAUUUGUUUGUAAACCCCUGGAUAGCUACAGUGAAUUAAUGCUGUUUCUGGAAAAUCCGCCGCCUUGGAGAACUUUAUGUAAAGAAAUGACGCCACAUAGUGACUAUCUAAUACGAAAUAUAGAAAUAAAUAAUAAAGAUUCUUGGUCCCUUUUGAGACCGGAAAAUUUCUGUCAUUUCGAUCCAGACUUGGAAGAUGUGAAACGGUACGAGUCUAAAAGUUUGCCGAAAACAUUAGUUUGCCAUGAUAUGGCCAAUGGAUAUCAUGAUGACAGUGUGAUAGAGGGAACAAGUAACUUUGACGCAUACACAUUCUACAACUGGGCUGGCAUUGACAUAUUCUGUUACUUCAGCCACCACCUGAUUACGAUACCUCCGGUGGGCUGGAUCAACGUUGGUCAUGCACACGGAGUCAAAGUUAUUGGCACCAUCAUCACGGAGUGGGCAGAUGGCAUCACAUUUUGGGACCAAGUGUUGGCUUCAGAGACCAAGUACCAGGAUGUGGCCAGUGCCCUCGUUGCUAUUGCUAAAAUCCUUAAGUUUGAUGGGUACCUUCUUAAUGUUGAAAACAAGAUCACGCAGCCGACGAUGCUGCUAGAGUUCGUCAAGUACUUCCACCGCAUGCUGCACGAGGAGCUGCCGCACGCUACGCUGCUGUGGUACGACAGCGUCACCGUCUCGGGGACACUCAAUUGGCAGAAUAAACUUAAUGAAAAGAAUAUGGCAUUCUUCGAGGCUUGCGAUGGGCUGUUCACGAACUACUCGUGGACGAAGGAGGACGUGGCGUCGAGCGCGGCGCUGGCGGGCAGCCGCGUCACCGACCUCUACGUCGGCAUCGACGUCUGGGGACGGAACUUCUUCGGCGGCGGCCAGUUUAACACGCAGGAGGCGGUGAAGGUGGUGCACGCGGCGGGCUGCUCGCUGGCGGUGUUCGCGCCGGCCUGGACGCACGAGAUGCUCAGCCCCGAGCAGUUCGGCACCGACUCCGACCCGGCGCCCGUGGCCAUGGGCGAGGACAUGGACCUCUACGAAAAGUUCGUGCUGCGGGACCGCGCGCUUUGGGGCAGUCUGUGGCCCUUCCUGAACACGAGGGUACCUAACCAGCUGCCCUUCCAGACCUCCUUCUGUAGGGGCCUGGGAAAGAAGCGCUUCUUGUACGGCGAGGUGCUGAACCCCUCGCCGUGGUACAACCUGCGGCACCAGCAGUACCAGCCCAACUCCGCGCACGGCCCGCACGGCUACAUCCUGACCUCCCUCGAGGGCCUCGCCACUGUGCACGAAGAGGUGCACUACAAGGAUAAGAAGGGCAUCAUCCGCAUGCGCAGCUCCUUCCUAAAGAGCCGCCAAGAGCUGCACUCCAUCAGGGACAUGCUGCCCGACACGUCCAGCUCCAGGAACAUGGAGCCGGACUCGGCCGCCGGCGCCGAGGAAGCCGCCGGCGCCGACGACGCCUCGUCCGGCCGCGACAGGGCGCAGUCCAUGAUGCAGGCGUCGGUGAGCCUGAAGCUGGGCGGCGCCGACAAGCUGCGCUUCGGGCUGGCGCGCGUGCGCGGCGAGCGGCCCUGCCUCGAGCCGUACCUGCGCGACGCCUUCUCGGGCGGCGCCAGCCUGCGCGUGAACCCGUCGGACGAGCUCUGCGCGGAGCACCGCACGACGCGCCUGCUGCACUGCGACUGGGCGUGCGAGGCCGCGCUCAUCUUCUGCGUCGUCACCAAGCAGCUGGACGGCUUCCCGGAGCAGAGCCUCAACGUGAAGCUGUGCAUGCGGAACGCGGCGGGGCAGGAGCUGGCGGUGGUGCUGACGGGGCGCGACGUGGCGGCGGGCGGCGCGCUGGGCGCGGCGGCGGCCGGCACGCGCCACGUGUACCCGCUGCGCACGGCCAGCGAAGCCGUGCUGCGCCGGCUGCGGACCUACCUCUUGCUGUCGCAGCCCGACUUCUACGUGCCCGUCGACAACCUGUUCGGCUGGACGGUCCGGUACUACGAGGUGGACGUGCCGGGGGCCCGCAUAACGUCCGUCAACCUGCGCACUGCGAUGGAGAAAGGCGGCAUCCUGCUGGGACACUUCGCAGUCUGCCCCAAGCUGUGAGUACCACGCGUGGUAGUGGUACUCACAGCUUACUCGGAGCCUAACUAUAAUGAUUAUGUUGUUCAAACAGAACAAACCAGAGUUGGAAAAAGAGUUUAGAAAUUACGGUUGAACAAACGGGAAGCAAGCCCGCCCCGAGCGUUAGCGACGGCUACAAGGACCUUUGUGUCGCUCAGUAGUUGCUAGGCCAGGCGUGCAAGCAAGCAAUCACGCGUCGUGUGCAAUAUAUAGGGGGACUGGUAAUUAGUGACCGAUAUUUAAACACGUGAUUCUACUUAGAUAAGAAACAACUUUAAGAAAACACAACUAUUGCUCUGAGAAGCGACUAAGCGGAAUGCGACCGCAUUCGCAUUGUUUUUUUUUUGACGCCCCCACCUCCUUGCGCAUUUACUUGGCCGCCUUGGUCACCAGAUCUAACUACUGGGGGUUCGCUAAAAACUGAGGCGGGCGACGUAAUUUUUAUAGCAAUAAAAAUAAAGUUAAUAAUAUAGAAAGCAAGUCUCUUUGAGAAAGUUGUUUGUUAUCAUGAGUACAAUCACGUGUUUAAAUAUCGGUCGCUAGUUACCAGUUACCUGAUACAUAUAAAGCCUGAAGUUAGUCAUUGUUACGUUAUAAUCAUCGAGUUAUGUAGGUACUACGUUUAACGAAAUUAAUCACCUUGGACUUUCUGUUUGAAGUAACGACGAUGUCAAAACGUCUAAAUUUUACUAUUUAUAUAGUUAAUGGAAGGUAGCCCGUGUAGUUAAUCAUCAAUACUGGAUUAUCUUCCAUUGCGUUAACAUAAACUCCCCAGGAAACGACAUCAUAAAUAUUUAUCACCCUACUACUCAUAACCAGUAAUCUAUACCAAAAAACUACUGAAUAGACUACCUAUAUUUAAUCCUACCUGAACACCAAUUUGACUUUAGGGAGAAGGACGGAACUGGUGAAUAAGUCCACCGAAUCGUCGAUGCAGUAAGCAAAUGUAGAGGAUCGCAAGUACUGCUCCACGGCAGUCUUAGACAUAAGGUAGGCGUUUUAUAAAUUGGCACCAGACUGUCACAUACACGAGCUGAAGAAGCAACUACCACACUCACUUAUUAAUAUGCUAAAGUCUUACCUUGACAAGUGAAGCGUUCGAGGCAAACGCGAGGUUGCUGCUCUGUAGUCUAGUACUCUGCUUUAUACGUUAGAAAAUCAGGUGUUACGCAAGGCAGUAUAUUGGGACCGACUUUUUAACCUCAUAUACAUAGCUGAACUCUCUACAACAUAUUACUUUAGUGACAAUCUUUACUGUUGAUACCACGCUGUUAUCGUCACAUACUGAUCCAGAUCCAUUACAAAAUUUCCAAAAGCACCUGUAGAAAGUACAGCCAUGGCUUAAAAUAUGGAGAAUAAGUGCAAACCAAAUCGACCCAGUUAAACUUAACGGUCGGAAAUUUCCCAAAAAUAUCACGCAAAAUACCCGGUGUUACCUGGCAGUAGCUUGUUCGUGCUAAGCGCAAACAAAUGGACGCAAACUUGUGUUGUUUUCAAUGUUUCCAGCCCUGCUAGCACUACUGUGAGUGUCGCACAAUUAAAAUUAAAUGAUCGAAACAAAAUGAUGAUAAACAGCCAGUAUGAACAACAUCAAAACCCUAUGAUUCCAGAACAAAGGAACAGAGCAAUGUUAGGGAUUCCUCGAUGUCUCAGUAACAAGUAUGUCUCACGGUAUAAAUGGUGCAACAGGUUUCCAACACGCGUCUUAAAUACCAGAGUAAACUAAAACACGCUAAAAUGAACUCGAACGCGCCUUGAAUGAUGAGGGACGCGUGCACCAUCUGAGAUUAAAACAAAAAGACAUUAGUUUAACUAUAAGGUUUAGAAACUUCAAAGAGAGAGCUAUCAGAGGGGAUCCGUUGAAUAGAGUGCACGGUGCACUCUCUUUUUUCUUACUCCCUGAACCAGUUGGGACGAUGGAUAUAUUUUGGAAGUAUCGCAGGGAGUGAAACAAGAGUACAAAGUGCAGCUCGUGAACUUACGUGCUUCAGGGUUAAGUGAUUUUAUUUGUCCCUAACACAAAUCUAUUUUAUUAUUUUCUUUCCACUUUAAUGGGACUUGGGUUCGUUUGGUUGUAUGGGGCACGGAUUUGUAACCUUAAAGGUUGUCAUUGACGAUAAGUCUGUUUGGAAUGGACAUAUGGAUUUAAAUGGGUUUGGAAAACCAGAGCUGCAAAACGUUUACUGAGAAUUGAUGGAUGCAUCAUCAACACCUUACCUUAAGCGUCUAUUUCGCCACCGACAUAAAGUUUCCGAUACACUUACGUAGCACACGUCUUGUAAGCAUGGAGAUUGUUGUAAGUAUUAGUGACAGAAAUUGUCCUCGCAUUCUACUCUCCGUUUUGGCAGGACUGGCAACGGCAAUAGUGGCGGCGGAUAAAACAGAAGGGGUGCGGGCGCGGCUCAUGAAGGCAUGCGCGUAUCUGACAACUUGCAUGCUUCCUUGCAACUUGAACCCAAUAUUUUAUAUACAUAUUACACGCGGACGCGCUGUAUACUUAUACUAAUUAUACAACAAUGUAACACUUUUAUUAUGUUAAUCAUUAUGUAUUAUCCAAAAUAUACAAUUAUAUACUAUUUUGAAUA